This is a messenger RNA of Triticum urartu, 2151 nucleotides long. Its product is annotated as wall-associated receptor kinase 3-like. Gene Ontology annotation, molecular function: polysaccharide binding. The record is from RefSeq and is a predicted model, not a curated record. NCBI's taxonomy places the organism in Eukaryota, Viridiplantae, Streptophyta, Magnoliopsida, Poales, Poaceae.
AUGACGGCACAAGCCCUCACUCACAUCUCACUAUCACAACACCGGCACAAGCCCUCACCUCACUCACAUCUCAUUCCAUCGCCGUACAUCUCCCUGCACAUCUCAAGAUGUAACUGCAGUACGUCCUGCGGUGAUGUAGACGUGCCAUACCCCUUCGGCAUUGGCUCUGCCGAUUGCUACUGGCCUGGGUUCAGCCUCACCUGUGAUACAAGCCAGCAACCUGCUAAGCCACUCCUCGUCCUCCGCGACCUCGUCCUCGGUUCGUACAUGUCCUUCCAUGUCGCAAAGAUCUCCCUCUGGAACAACACGGUGCGCGUCAUCAGCACCAACGCCAUUUUCACGGUGCGCUUCUCAGAAGGUUAUUUUAUGCUUGGCAACUACUCGGAGGCACCCUACUCGCUAUCGACUAGCAACGAGUUCAUCCUGUUGGGCUGCAACCUUCAGGUGACGCUGAACUCAGAUAGCAACAAGGAUUUCAUCAGCGGUUGUGGCUCCUUCUGCCCCUCCAACGCUAGUGAAACCUACAUCGAGAAGGCACUGGGGCGUACAGGCAGAAACUGCUACGGCAUAGGCUGCUGCCAGGCGCACAUCUCCAUGUCCUCUAACGGCUUGCCCACACAGCUGUCAAUUCAAAAGCUCAACAAGAACGCCAACCAGGACUUGACGUUACAUCCAGGGUACGCGCUAAUCGCAGAGGAGGGGUGGUUCGAUCGGCGACGGUUGUCCAAGGAAAUGGUGGAGCGGGAGGGAAUAGCCAAGGUGCAGGUUCCCCAAGUUCUGCAGUGGGAGGUCAUUCAGGGCUUACCGCGACCUGCUGGCAUGAAGGCGCAUCCGGGCUGUCCGGCAGAAGUAGCCCGCAAGCUCUGCAAGAGCAAGAACAGCAACUGCAAAGGAGGAAGCAGAGGCUAUGUAUGCCAGUGCAUGUAUGCCUACGAUAAGCGCGGCAGCAACCCCUACCUCGUGGACGGUUGUAAAGGUAUAUACCUCAGCAUAGGAGUUGCUGUUGGGACAGGCAUCAUAGUAUUCCUUCUCGUUGGAUCCUUCACACACAAGAGAUUCAAACAUCGAAGAGCGCAAAUGUUGAAACAGAAGUUCUUCGAAAAAAACCGUGGACAAUUGUUGCAACAAUUGGUAUCACAAAGAGCUGAUAUUGCAGAAAGAAUGAUUAUUACCUUAGAUGAGCUAGAGAAGGCAACAAACAGAUUUGGUAAAUCUCGUGAGCUUGGUGGUGGUGGGCAUGGUACAGUCUACAAAGGGAUCCUAUCAGAUCUUCAUGUUGUAGCCAUCAAGAAACCAAAGGCGGUGAUUCAAAAGGAGAUUGAUGAAUUCAUUAAUGAGGUUGCUAUCCUAUCAUUGAUCAACCAUAGAAAUGUUGUAAAACUCUAUGGUUGUUACCUUGAAACAGAGGUCCCCAUGUUGGUCUAUGAGUUUAUAUCCAACGGUACCCUUUAUGAUCAUCUUCAUGUUGAUGGGCCAAAAUCGUUGUCAUGGAAUGAUAGGCUACGGAUAGCAACUGAGACUGCCAGAUCUUUAGCUCAUCUUCACUCAACAGCUUCAGUACCCAUCAUCCAUAGAGAUAUCAAGUCUGUUAACAUACUUUUGGAUGAUACUCUAACAGCAAAAGUUGCAGACUUUGGAGCUUCAAGAUAUGUUCCGGUGGAUAGACCAGGGAUCACAACAAGAGUGCAAGGUACAAGAGGAUAUCUGGACCCCAUGUACUUCUAUACUGGGCGUCUCACUGAAAAAAGUGAUGUGUACAGCUUCGGUGUCCUGCUUCUAGAGUUGUUGACUAGAAAGAAACCAUUUUCAUACGUCUCUUCUGAAGAGGAAGGCCUUGUCACACAUUUUUCUACCUUAUUCACACAAGGUAAUUUGUCAGAGAUACUAGAUCCGCAAGUAAUGGAAGAAGGAGGCAGCGAAAUUGAAGAAGUCGCAGCAAUUGCAGCAAUGUGUAUAACAUUAAGAGGAGAGGAUCGUCCAUCCAUGAAGCAAGUGGAGAUCAAACUCGAAGGCACUCAAGCAUCCAGGGGACAUGAGGAGGGUGAUGUAAGAAAUUGUCCCCGGACUGCAGAUGGAAGUAGGAGCGCGGAAUUGUCCAGGCAGUAUAGUAUGGAAGAGGAGUUUGCGUUAUCUUCAAGGUAUCCUCGGUAG